AUGGACCGUGGCUCCAGACAUGGACCCACACCGAUCGACGAGGCCUCGGGACCCGAGUCCUCUCCGUCGUCUGCAUCAUCCCGAUCCGAAGAUCGACGAGGAGAGCUCAGCCCUUCCUCGUCCUCCGCGCCGUUUCGUCGAGUGUCUUCACAGCGAGCAUCUCGAGCGACGACUCCGACCAGCACGGGAAGAUUGGUCUCCGGCCAUCUCGCCUCGGACUUCGACGAGCAGCUCUUCAAGCCGGAGCUCUACGAGUUGGAAUCGGAGAAUGAUGCCCAGGCGCAGCAGCUUCUGCCCUAUCCCACCUGGUCGCCGGAAGCGCACCGGGAGGACAUGAGGCUGCCAGGUGCCCUGGGCUUUAUACAGUCCGAUUGGUUUCUCGUGCUGUCCGGCUUGGUGGUUGCCUUCAACAUCAUGUGCCUGUACAUCCAGGUGGCAUGUGAUGUGACGGACGAGGAUGCCAAGGUCCUCGAGAACGUAAACGACACCUGCCUGGUGCUGUACACCAUCGAGGUCGUGAUGAGACUGCUUCAUUUUCGAUUACGAUUCUGCGCCCAUGCUGUGGAUGGCAUGUGGAAUCUCUUCGACUUCGUUAUUGUUUGUGCGGGCGUAUUCGACCGGUGGAUAUUUCCAUCAUUGAAUGCCCAUAUUGGAGUCAAGUCGCAGGCCAGCUUCUGGCUGCCAGUCUUGCGGGGCAUCCGAGUGCUGAGGUUCAUCCGCGUGGUGAAGCUCGUUGGGGUGCUUUUUCGCUCAGAUCUUCGGUGGACUGAGGGCGUGGCAUUCGCUUCAGUGGUCUCUGCAGUGAUCAUCACCAGUGUGAUCCUGAUGGGCCUGGAGACCGACAUCCAGUCUCCACUUUGGGAGCCCAUAAACGACUUGGUUCUGUUGUUCUUCCUGUUUGAGCUGGCGGUUAACAUCCGAAAGCAGGGCUGGCUUCACUUUUUCAGCUCCGAGGACCACGUUUGGAAUUGGCUGGACAUGAUCAUCGUGGUCUUGGGCACCCUCGACCAAUGGGUCAUCAAGAUCUUUUUCAUUGCAGUGUAUGGUCGCGAUCAAAGUCAUGAGCUGGGCAGCUCGCUCAUGCUCUUUCGCUUGCUGCGAAUGCUCAGGAUCUUGCGAGUUCUUAGACUCGUGAAGGCAGUUCAUCCGCUCUACUUGCUGGCCCUCGGCAUUGCUGAGGCUGUGCAGAGCAUGUUCUGGGUUCUGUUGCUUACAAUGGUGGCGCUCUAUGCGUCAGCAAUUGUAAUCACACGCAUUGUCCGCGAGACCCACAUAGAGGAUGUGCCAGAUGCUGCCAAAGCCAAUUUUCAGAACGUGCCUGACUCCAUGUUCACGCUCUUCGUCCUGAUGAAUGGUGAGGAGUGGCCUGAUGUGAUGCCUCUCCUGGAUGCGUGUCCAAGUCUCAAGUUCAUGUUUGUCCUUUUCAUUAUCAUCUCAACGUGGGCUUUGCUGUCGGUGAUGACUGGUGUAGUGAGCGACAACAUGAUCUACGCAAGGGAGGCGCAGUCUCAGAAGGACGAUGCUCUGCAAGGAGAACGUCGGGCCAAGGUACAGAAGGCCCUGAACGACGUUUUCUUUGCAUCCCGGGGCCUCUCCACUGACAAAAGGCUUGCAGCCCGAGACUGGCAAGACGUUUUAAAGGUUCCGUUUUAUGCGAAAAAGAUCAUGGAUGUCGUGCCCUCGGUCCCAAAGAAGGAUCUAUUGGACAUGUUCGACUGGCUGGAAGCAGAUGAGUCGGACUCCAAAGUCAGCUUCCAGGAGGUGCUGCGUGGAGUGAUGACUUUGGCCGAGCCGCCGAGUGGCAAGACCCUACUCCAGGUCGACUCAGAGGUCAAGCAGCGGUUCUCACGACUACAGCAGCAGGGCAUGAACGCGGAAGACACCAUCGCAGAGCUCGAUGAGAAGGCCAUUGCUGUGCGAGAAAUUACAGCAGCUGCGACAGGAACAAUACCUAGAAUCUAG
This is a messenger RNA of Symbiodinium necroappetens, 1962 nucleotides long. The record is from the annotation of a GenBank genome assembly. Lineage: Eukaryota; Dinophyceae; Suessiales; Symbiodiniaceae.